UUCCCAUUGAAGCAUUUAUUCCACUGGGAUAGAGGAGUCGCGAGCAGCGCUGGCACCUCCAAGCCAUGGCCGCGAUCGUGCGUGUCACCGUCUUUGCGCUUCUCUUUGGGAUUAGCGAAGGGGUCACCGGCUCUCGGGUAUACCCGGUCAAUGAAGUUACCCUAUUGGAUUCCAGAUCAGUUCAGGGUGAGCUUGGGUGGAUAGCAAGCCCUUUGGAAGGAGGGUGGGAAGAGGUGAGCAUUAUGGAUGAGAAAAACACUCCAAUCCGCACUUAUCAAGUCUGCAAUGUGAUGGAGCCAAGUCAGAGCAACUGGUUACGAACUGAUUGGAUCCCUCGUGAAGGGGCUCAGAGGGUAUAUAUUGAAAUCAAGUUCACACUAAGAGACUGCAACAGCCUGCCAGGUGUCAUGGGGACUUGCAAAGAGACUUUUAACCUUUACUACUAUGAGUCGAGCAACGAUAAGGAGCGCUUUAUUCGGGAGAGCCAGUUCCUUAAAAUUGAUACGAUCGCUGCUGACGAGAGUUUCACACAGGUGGACAUUGGCGACAGGAUCAUGAAACUCAAUACUGAGAUACGUGAUGUGGGGCCCUUGAGCAAGAAGGGAUUUUAUCUGGCUUUCCAGGAUGUAGGGGCUUGUAUUGCCUUGGUGUCUGUCCGUGUCUUCUAUAAGAAAUGUCCAUUGACGGUCCGCAACCUGGCCCAGUUCCCGGACACCAUUACUGGGGCUGAUACGUCAUCUCUCGUGGAAGUUCGUGGCUCAUGUGUCAACAAUUCAGAAGAGAAGGAUGUGCCAAAAAUGUACUGUGGGGCAGAUGGUGAAUGGCUGGUGCCCAUUGGCAAUUGCCUGUGCAAUGCUGGAUAUGAAGAGCGCAGUGGAGAAUGCCAAGCCUGCAAGAUUGGAUACUACAAGGCCCUCUCAACAGAUGUUGCCUGUGCUAAAUGCCCGCCUCACAGCUUCUCCAUCUGGGAUGGCGCUACCUCUUGCACCUGCGACCAGGGUUUUUUUCGAGCAGAAAACGAUGCUGCCUCCAUGCCCUGCACUCGCCCUCCAUCUGCUCCCCAGAACCUGAUUUCCAAUGUCAAUGAAACAUCAGUCAACCUGGAAUGGAGCCCUCCUCAGAACAAAGGUGGCCGUGAAGACAUUUCCUACAAUGUGGUAUGCAAGAGAUGUGGGGCCAGCAAUCUAAAUCGCUGUCGGUCUUGUGGUAGUGGUGUACACUUCAGCCCUCAGCAGAAUGGCUUGAAAACCACCAAAGUUUCCAUUACUGAUCUUUUGGCACAUACUAAUUACACCUUUGAAAUCUGGGCUGUGAACGGAGUAUCCAAGCAAAAUCCAACUCCUGACCAGGCUGUGUCUGUCACUGUGACAACUAACCAAGCAGCUCCAUCUCAGAUUGCUUUGAUCCAAGCAAAAGAAAUAACAAGGCACAGUGUGGCACUGGCCUGGCUGGAACCUGACAGGCCCAAUGGAGUCAUCUUGGAGUAUGAAGUAAAAUAUUAUGAAAAGGAUCAGAAUGAGCGUAGCUAUCGCAUUGUGAAAACGGCAGCCAGAAACACUGAUAUCAAAGGCUUGAACCCUUUGACUUCCUAUGUCUUCCAUGUCAGAGCAAGGACAGCAGCUGGAUAUGGAGACUUCAGUGGGCCAUUUGAGUUCACAACCAACACAGUUCCGUCUCCCAUCAUUGGUGAAGGUACUAACCCCACCGUCCUUCUGGUCUCUGUGGCUGGCAGUGUUGUCCUUGUGGUCAUUCUCGUUGCCGCCUUUGUCAUCAGCAGGAGACGCAGUAAAUACAGUAAGGCCAAGCAAGAAGCGGAUGAAGAGAAACAUUUGAACCAAGGUGUUAGAACAUAUGUGGACCCAUUUACAUAUGAAGACCCUAACCAAGCAGUCCGGGAAUUUGCCAAAGAAAUUGAUGCUUCCUGUAUAAAGAUUGAAAAAGUCAUUGGUGUCGGUGAAUUUGGUGAGGUCUGCAGUGGUCGCCUCAAGGUGCCAGGCAAGAGGGAGAUCUGUGUCGCUAUCAAGACUCUGAAAGCAGGAUACACAGACAAACAAAGACGGGACUUCUUGAGUGAAGCCAGCAUCAUGGGACAGUUUGACCAUCCCAACAUCAUCCAUUUGGAAGGUGUAGUUACUAAGUGCAAACCGGUCAUGAUCAUAACUGAAUACAUGGAGAAUGGUUCUUUGGAUGCAUUUCUCAGGAAGAAUGAUGGCAGAUUUACUGUAAUUCAGUUAGUAGGGAUGCUUCGGGGUAUUGGCUCUGGAAUGAAGUACUUGUCCGACAUGAGCUACGUGCAUCGAGAUUUGGCUGCUCGAAACAUACUAGUCAACAGCAAUUUGGUGUGCAAAGUUUCAGACUUUGGCAUGUCCCGAGUUCUUGAAGAUGACCCUGAAGCUGCCUAUACUACUAGGGGUGGGAAGAUUCCCAUCAGGUGGACUGCGCCAGAAGCAAUUGCAUAUCGUAAAUUUACAUCAGCCAGUGAUGUCUGGAGUUAUGGAAUUGUCAUGUGGGAAGUGAUGUCCUAUGGAGAGAGACCUUACUGGGAUAUGUCUAACCAAGAUGUUAUCAAAGCCAUUGAAGAAGGCUAUCGGCUGCCACCCCCAAUGGACUGCCCCAUCGCUCUCCAUCAGCUGAUGCUGGACUGCUGGCAGAAGGAACGCAGCGACAGGCCUAAAUUUGGACAGAUUGUCAACAUGCUAGACAAACUCAUCCGCAACCCCAACAGCUUGAAGAGAACAGGCUCGGAGAACUCCAGGCCUAAUACUGCUUUGCUAGAUCCAAGUUCUCCUGAAUUCUCAGCCGUAGUUUCUGUUGGUGAUUGGCUCCAGGCUAUUAAGAUGGAGCGAUACAAGGAUAACUUCACAGCUGCCAGCUACACUACCCUAGAGGCUGUGGUCCAUAUGAACCAGGAUGACCUGGCGAGAAUUGGAAUUACUGCCAUUGCACACCAGAAUAAGAUUCUGAGCAGCGUUCAGGCAAUGAGGACCCAAAUGCAACAAAUGCACGGCAGAAUGGUUCCUGUUUGAGCCAGUACCGAACAAACUCAAACUCUUGAAAUUAGUUUACCUCAUUCAUGCACUUUAAUUGAAGAACUGCACUUUUUUUACUUCUUCUCCUCGCCGUUUGAAAUAAUAAUAAUAAUUAAAAGAAAGAUUUGCAGCAUUGAUUGAGAAAUAAAAAUGGCUGAAAGCGUUGCGGGGAGGGACCUGCAGAAAUGAAAUUGAUCAUUUGAAAACAGGCCUGGAACAAACUGUUUCUUGGAAUAUACUUCUGUGGAUCGACAUUAUAUAAUAUACAUGUAUCUAUAUAACAUCACAUACAAGUUCUGAUGCUGUGUUUGCUGCCAGAUGCUGUGUGUGAACAAAGGAAAGUACUAUUGUUCCCGCAACAGCCAUUGGGAUUACAAUCAUUGUGUUUGGUUUGUGGAAUAAACCAUAGUUGUUCACCUUUUACUGGAAUGAAGAAUCUUCUGUACCAGAAAAUGUUGGCAUAUUCUGGGCAUCGAUGGUACUUUGCAGAAACUUCAAGGCAGACACCCUUUGGCUAUUCAGUGCCUGUCACACAAAGAUGUACCCACCUGUAAGCUGAGACAGAGAGCAACCUUUGUGAAUUACUGGAUUUGGGGAGGUUGUGGUAUUGGCUCUUGUGAUGCCACAUGGAGGAUUAUCUCUGUCUUCAUUUUUGAAAACACCAGCCAGCCAUUCUUGACUAUGGAUCUUCCAAACAUGCAUCUUUUGCCCUUGUGAGGGGCAUUUGUUUACGAGCCUCUGAAAAGGGAAAACAGAUCCUGCUUCUUCAGAUGCAACACUUCUUGGUGUCCAUGUUAAUCUUGGAGAAUAACAAACCAGAGACAAUGCUUUCCAAAAUUCCAUUGCCCCAAUUUUCUGAGCACUGACUGUAGACAAGACAAACUGAGAAUAAGCUUCCUGAAGAGCAUAUCUCCAGUUUUCCUCAUCUUUUGGAAAUCUUUUAUCAGCAACAAGAACAAAAGAUUAUAUGGUCCUCGCACAUUUUUUUUUCAAAUACCACUUGAGGAAUACAUUAUGUACUAUAUCAAAGCUCUGUAGACUUUUCUUUCCUCACUUGGCUUCUUUUUAAAAAAUGGACAUCUUUUUCUGCAUGCCACCGUUGCACUUGUAUGAGUGCAAGUGGUGUCAUGAUCAUGGACACUUGGGUUAGGUGCUGUAGCCCAGAACUCACAUUUAUAAAAGCAUAUGACGGUCAAGUGAUUCUUUACAGAAAGUGUGCCAUUGUGGUAAUAUUUUUAAUAGAAUGGAAAAAUAACUUAUUAUCUCUUCCAGGAUGCGUGAGAGUAUGUUUGGCCUUGGUGUGCAUGUAUGUUUGUGUGCUCAUGCACAUGUGCGUGCUUGUGUAUUGUCUGUUGCGCAGGAUCACCUGUGAACAUGCUGAUAGCAUCUCAAGAUAGCUCAACAGGUUGUCACUGAACUGUUGAGUUACCAGGCCAGUAGGUGAACUAUGCAACAGACAAAAAAACACACACACUCCUGAAUGUUACAAUUCUGUAUCUAUUCAUGUAUUAUAUACCUGCCACACUAACCUUAACAUAUAGUUCUUCAGCCUACAGCCUAGAGCAGGGGCACUUUCACUUUAGUUGUGGAGUGAUCCAUAAUGAGUUCCAUAAUGGUGAUAAAGAAUUCCAUCAAUAACCAUUAGUCUCAUCGAGGCCUGUUCAUUACUGAAGCAGAAGUACCUUGAGGGAAAGUAGGUAGAGAUGACGUCUCCAUCCAUCAGCAAGUUGUUUUGAACCAAACCAUUAAAUAGCUUUCUCCCCACCUUCUGAAAGAAACAGGCUUUGAAAUACUAUUUGAAUGCAAACAGAAAUAUGCAAUCCUUAUCCAUUCACAGAAGUCAGUUUGUCAGUGUGUCACCUACGAGGACUUUGGGUCUCAUCAGUGACUGUUCAGAAAGCUAUUUUAUUUUGUUCCCCAGUUAAACAGUAUGAGAGGCUUUGAAAGUCAGAAAGAGGUGUGCAACAAUGAUCCGUGUUCCUAGCGUAGGUAAAUAACUACACAAGACUGCACUAAAAAAAUUAUAGUGGUAAUGACCUGAUCCUACCUAGGAAAGUUGACAGCAUCCAGAGAGUUCACUUCUAAUUUUCUUUAUAUUGUUCUCGGAGGCAAGCUGUAUCUUGGAAUCUGGGGAAUGGACUGCCAUUCUACAUUUUGAGCUCUGCUGCUGAUGGGCUUGACCCGCUUUCUGGUUUCAGAGGAAUCUUCUCUGCUGAGAGACCAAACAGCACAGCACAACGGGCUGAAACAAGACAGUCAAACCAACAUGCCUUAGGGGAAAAGAAUCAAGCAAAAGAAUGUGAAUACUUUGCAUUAAAAUGUUCAGCACUGAAUGAGGCCCUAAAAUAGUCUUUCAGAAUUGCAUAUGGCUUUUGCUUCUCCACCCCCUUUCCCAUUUUUAAGAUUAUCUUCAUUGAUCUGAUGAACAUGAUGUUUAAGAUCAGUAUUCCCAGGCUGGUGGAGUUGUGCUGAUGGUGGGACACAGAUGUGUCUUAGAACCAGAGGGAACUGCCUGCACGCUGGACUCAGCAUGCUCAGAUUGUAGGGUAACGAGCUUGGAUUGUUAAAAAGGCAUCUGAGAACAUCAAAUGAAUACAGGAGUCAUUUCAGUUUCAUUCUGGCUACAGAAGACACAUCAACAGGACUCUCUAACUCAGCAAACCUCUGUACAUUAGGAAAUGGUUUGCUCACAACCCCACCGGUUGAUGUUUGUCCAGGUUUCUUGCUGUAUUAACUUUGUGAUGGAUCUAUGUAUUAAAUAUAUAUAUAAUGUAUAAAAAAGCUGGUUCUUACCAGUAGAUGGGACUUCAAAGCAGUAUUUUUCUUUUACGUGACAUUUUCAUAACCAGAAAAAAAGCAUCCUGAAUACUAAUUAGACAGAUUUAAAAAGAAGAGAGUGCAUUUAUUUUUUUGUAUCACUACAAGUAUGUUGGAAUAUGCAAGGACUCUGGUUAAAAAAAAUAUUAGAAUGUAUGAGGCAUAUGAUAAUUUAGACCAUACUGGGAAAAAAAUCUUAACAGCGCAUUGUUUGGUUCACAGAUUUUAAUGAUCUCUUGAUUAGAAAUAUAGAUUUUUCUAUUUUGUUUUAAUUUGUAAUUUUCCCCUCUCCAUCAGUCUUAGGUACACAUAACUUAUGUCAUUUAUUUAUGGUCUUUUAUACCUAGUUUGUAAAAUUGUAAAAUAGCAAACUAAAUGCAAAUGUUUGCAUUUGAAAAUAAUAAAGUAGUUGCUGUACAAAUCUCAAA
Messenger RNA from Sphaerodactylus townsendi, 6274 nucleotides. RefSeq names its product EPH receptor A4 (gene EPHA4). NCBI's taxonomy places the organism in Eukaryota, Metazoa, Chordata, Lepidosauria, Squamata, Sphaerodactylidae. Gene Ontology annotation, cellular component: plasma membrane; neuron projection. The coding region runs from base 66 to 3026 and encodes 986 amino acids. Gene Ontology annotation, molecular function: ATP binding; transmembrane-ephrin receptor activity; protein binding. Gene Ontology annotation, biological process: axon guidance; cell surface receptor protein tyrosine kinase signaling pathway; protein phosphorylation. The record is from RefSeq and is a predicted model, not a curated record. The transcript is spliced from 18 exons.